AUGGGUUUCCAUAAUUCUGUUCCCGAAUCGCAGUUCGAUAGGUUUAUCCCCAAUCGAUCAGCUACGAAUUUUGAUCUUGCUCGGACUGUGCUUACUGGAAGAAAAAGCAAAAUUGAAAGCAUUUCACCAUGCCCUCCAUCGAAAGCAGCUUACAGGAAGCUACUUGCGGAUACAUUUAAUAUGAACAACCCAAAAAUCCUAGCUUUUAAUAAUAGUAAGCUAGAUCCUCCACUGACAAGACUCAUCGAGGAAGAUUUAUCACCUGUUAGGAAGCCCAAAUCAGUCAGGACAAUGAGUAAAAUUCCAAAAUCAGCUGCAUCGGUAUGGGAUGCUCCUGGUAUAGGAGAUGAUUUUUACUCACAGUUGAUCGAUUGGAGCAUUGACAAUGUGAUUGCUAUUGCUCUGGGAAAUACAGUGUAUCUAUUGAAUCUUUAUUGCAAUUCUGUAACAAAGUUGGCUGACUUUGAAGAGGAGGUUGGACCUGUAAAGAGUGUCAGCUGGGCACCAUAUGGGAAAUAUGUUGCUAUUGGUCUGAAAAGAUCAUUAGUACAAUUGUGUGACGCCGAAUCAUGUCGGUUGGUGAGGACUCUCCGAGAAGGAAACCGGAAAAGAGUUUGUUCUCUUGAUUGGAAUCAUCACAUUUUGACAUCAGGUGGAAGUGAUCAUUUGAUUGUAAACAGUGAUUCCAGAAUGAAAUCUGACAUCGUUGCAACUUACAGAGGGCAUAAGGAGAAGGUUCUGAUGCCACAAAUCAAUGGGUUCACCGUCUUGAAGACCAUACGGCUGCAGUCAGAGCACUGGUCUGGUGCCCUUUCCAAAGUCAUCUUCGUUGAUCUGGAAUAG
Molecule: messenger RNA, 843 nt
Organism: Oldenlandia corymbosa var. corymbosa
Lineage: Eukaryota; Viridiplantae; Streptophyta; Magnoliopsida; Gentianales; Rubiaceae
Source: the annotation of a GenBank genome assembly